Molecule: messenger RNA, 2099 nt
Organism: Choloepus didactylus (southern two-toed sloth)
Lineage: Eukaryota; Metazoa; Chordata; Mammalia; Pilosa; Megalonychidae
Gene: MSC
Product: musculin
Exons: 2
Coding region: 290-901 (203 amino acids)
Biological process (GO): skeletal muscle tissue development; regulation of transcription by RNA polymerase II
Molecular function (GO): RNA polymerase II transcription regulatory region sequence-specific DNA binding; protein dimerization activity; DNA-binding transcription factor activity, RNA polymerase II-specific
Source: RefSeq, a predicted model, not a curated record
GGAGUACAGAUAAAUAGUCCUGUCAAAAGGCGCAGCUCGCGGGUGUGCGCGCCGAAUCUGGGCCAGGGCGCCGACCUCUGGGCGCGCUCUCCCGGGUCUGCGGCGGGGCGCACUAGCUCUCACCACCCGCCUGCUCUGGUGGCUCCUCGGCUUCGCGGUUCCUGGCCCAGGGCUCCCGUCCUCCUCGAGCUUUCCCUGGCCCCCGCCUCCGCGAGGGAGUGGAAGGCGGAGACCGAGAGACUGGCCAAGGAGAGGAAGGCGGGCGCGCGUGGGCGCGGGGGACGACGCGAUGUCCACCGGCUCGGUGAGCGACCCCGAGGAGAUGGAGCUGCAGGGUCUGCAGAGAGGGUAUCCGGUCCCCGCCUCCAAGAGGCAGCCCCACCACGGCGCCGAGUGCAGCUACGCCUCGCCCAGUGACAACUCGUCGGCCGAGGAGGAGGACCCCGAUGGCGAGGAGGAGCGGUGCGCGCUGGGCGCGGUAGGCUGUAAGAGGAAGCGGCCUCGUGUGGCUGGGGGUGGCGGCGCAGGCGGCGGCGGGAGCGGCGGCGGCUGCAAGAAGCCCCUCCCGCCCAAGGGCUCGGCGGCGGAGUGCAAACAGUCGCAGCGGAACGCGGCCAACGCCCGCGAGCGAGCCCGGAUGCGUGUGCUGAGCAAAGCCUUCUCCAGGCUCAAGACCAGCCUGCCCUGGGUGCCCCCCGACACCAAACUCUCCAAGCUGGACACGCUCCGGCUAGCUUCCAGUUACAUUGCGCACCUGCGGCAGCUCCUGCAGGAGGACCGCUACGAGAACGGCUACGUGCACCCAGUGAACCUGACAUGGCCUUUCGUGGUCUCCGGACGACCCGACUCUGAGACCAAAGAAGUUUCUGCAGCCAACAGACUAUGUGGAACCACCGCCUAGAUCGGAUUCGAACUCACUUGACGGGAUUUAUUGGGCGCGUGUGUUUGGGGGCCACGGAGAGAAGGGAGAGGCGCGAGGUGCCCAGAGGAUGGGCAGAAGGUUCCAUUGGAUUAUCGGGGUUAUUUUGGGUUAUUCGUGAACCUCCCGUUCCCUGGAACCGUGAACAGAGAGGUGGCAGGAGCAGGCAUUCGGUGUGUGGGGAUGUGGGGGGCAAGCCCGAAGGUCGGCGGCACGGAUGUCCUUGUAGGGCGCGGAGGGCCGCCGCUGCCGCGGAUCUGGGCGAGGACGCUUUACCUCUCCGGAAACGGCCUCCUCCUGUCUCGAGAGCACGGUCCCAGAUCCGACCUCGGGCUUCAGCUGUAUAGACUAACCCUUGUACUGUCGUCUUAGCCCAGCGCCAAACCGCUUAGCGAUUAAUUUGCUGAGCCAGAUAUGUAAUAUAUGUGAUGGUACAAUUCUGCCCAGAUCAGGCCUUUAGCGUUUAAAAAAAUGGUCAGAGCACGGUUUCAUUCGGCUUUAAACACAGCAGUCCUGGUCUGUAAUUUCCAUUGGGGUAUGUUUUAAAGUUGCAAAGAGAAGAGAGUGGCCUAUCUGGGCCAAGUGUGUAUCCCAUAGGACAGCGUCCUCAUAACGGACGCGACAAUGCCCGCUCCGCGCUGGGUGAGGUGGAGACACGCUAUCGAAGACCACCAGAGCGGGGUUUUGUUGCGGCUGCGCCCAUGCGGGGCGCGCUCCUGGGUGCUGGACCUCCUCGCCCCGGUCGGGUCCCCUAGUCCUCCCAGGCUCCAGUCUCCACCCCAGACUUGGUUUUCUCAUCCAAGCUUCUGUCUAUCCCGUCCCCGUCUAGGCUCGAGCCACGCACCACCAUCACCAGGCUCGGGUCUCCUCCCCAGGCGCCUCACUCCACCAGCUCCUCACGCUCCCGGCUCCGCCUUUUACCUCCUGCCCCCCUCCCCGCCCUUCCCCCGACGCCGGACUUUCUCAUCAGCGCCUUCUCCUCGGAGGUCCGACCGCCCGCGUCCAGGUGCCAGUCUCCCCGCGCCCACGUUCCUGCUAGUGCCGGGGAAGGAUUUGGGUGGGUCGCUGGGGCGGAUCGGUGCCAAGUGACCUUGCUCCGGGGACACGCGCCCCGCCGCUGCCGCGAUGCUACUACUACAAUAAUUACUAAAUGUAAAUAAAUUUAUUUUUUUAUGACUAA